GAGGAGGAGGAGGAGGACGGGCCGGGCCCGGGCCGGCGCACGGUCGCUCGGGGCCCGGCGCCGAGGGAGGGGCCUGGUGCGGGCCGGCGGCCCGGAGCGUGGGGGGCGAGCACGGGGCCCGGCGGCGCCGCCGCGAUGGCCCAGCAGCAGAUGACCAGCUCGCAGAAGGCCCUGAUGCUCGAGCUGAAAUCGCUGCAGGAGGAGCCGGUGGAGGGCUUCCGGAUCACGCUGGUGGACGAGUCCGACCUCUACAACUGGGAGGUGGCCAUCUUCGGGCCCCCCAACACCCUCUACGAGGGCGGCUACUUCAAGGCACAUAUUAAAUUUCCUAUUGACUACCCAUAUUCACCACCUACCUUCAGAUUCUUGACCAAAAUGUGGCACCCCAACAUUUAUGAGAAUGGAGAUGUAUGCAUUUCAAUUCUUCACCCACCUGUAGAUGAUCCACAAAGUGGAGAACUGCCCUCUGAAAGGUGGAAUCCUACCCAGAAUGUCAGGACUAUCCUGUUAAGUGUGAUCUCGUUGCUUAAUGAACCCAACACCUUCUCCCCAGCCAAUGUGGAUGCUUCAGUUAUGUUCAGGAAAUGGAGGGACAGUAAAGGAAAAGACAAAGAGUAUGCUGAAAUCAUUCGAAAACAGGUUUCAGCCACUAAAGCCGAAGCAGAAAAGGAUGGAGUGAAGGUCCCCACGACCCUGGCAGAAUACUGCAUCAAAACUAAAGUGCCUUCCAAUGACAACAGUUCAGAUUUGCUUUAUGACGACUUGUAUGACGACGACAUUGAUGACGAAGAUGAGGAGGAGGAAGAUGCCGACUGUUACGAUGACGACGAUUCUGGGAAUGAGGAGUCGUGACGUGCUCGGGCAAGGCCCCCGCACUGCCCUGCCAUCUCAGGCCAACGGGAGGGGAGCAAGAGGGGACCGAGCAGUGGCCCCGCAGCAGAAACCUAUCGCAGGGGGUGGGGAAAACAAACACGGCUCCUGCUGACUCCCUUAUGGAUCUCAGUUUGCUCCUUUUCAUGGACCUCUUACUGGAGAGAAAGCAUCCUCCACAGAAUGUCUGAAUUCUCGCAUUCUUUACCCUUCCAUCACUGUAUUGAUUUUUUUUUUCUUCUUCUUCUUUAAACUCAAACUUGCGCCUCACUUCAUCUCUACAAAGUGUUCACAGCAAAACACGUUUGGCCUGUUUUUAGAUUCUGGAAGAAUUAAAUAGUCUUUCAUCAAGAUGUUCAAUGUAUGUAAGGCUGGGAACCCCUUGAAAGUUCACAAGUGCUGCAAAUUCUGGGUAGCAAAAUAAAAUGGAAAAAAAAAUCCAGAAAACCUCCAUAAAACAAAAAAAAAUUUUUUUUUUGGCCAAGGUUUAGCUGCUCAUUAACAUUAGUGUGUUCAGCCCUAUGGUGGUGAAUUUUGUUUCUUUCCCUUCUUAAGGCUGGGGUAUAGUGGGCAUCAGGGACUUUGUGCUACGCCUGAUGAAAUACGUUCCUAAAUGCACAGAACCCCUUCAGCUUCCAGGAUUCACCCUAACUUGGAGGCCUGUUCCUCUGAGACUAAUCAGAUUUUGUUUUUUGAAAUCAAUUGGGAUCUAAAGCCUGAAUAAAUAUUCAUACUUUACAUAGAACUGAGCACUUGAUUGCUAUUUAUUUUAAAGAGAGAGCUAUAUAUCUCCCUCCCCACCAACCCCACCCCCUACAGUGGGGAGAGUGGGGAAUUUAUGUGUGUGUGUGGAAGUUCAGUGAUGGGAGCAAUUUUUUUUAAUCACUAUUGUAAUUUUGGUUGAUGCUGCUGGGGGAGUCAAAAGUCAAAAUUACUGGUGACCACUGUUGGAAGAGAAACAUCUAUUUUAUAUACUUGACAUGGCCUUUCCCCCUCAAAGAGAUGCUUUUCACCAUGAGGAUUUUGUUAAGUAGCCAGUUUUAAUGAGCAUUAAUGCUAGGUGCAUGUGUUGAGAUCUUGGGUCUCGUUGAGCUGCUUAUAUACGGUAACUUUGGUUGCAAGUCAUGAAUGGCCAGUUCCUCACUGGAUGUGACUUGGACAUUUUUCUUUCUUUCCAGUGUACUCUCGAGUGGAAGCAGAAGGUGUGCGUGGCGCUUUCCCUGGGUUGCUCUGAUUUUUCUGGCAGGACUGAGGAAUUUACUCUGGGCGGUAUCUGGGCAGUGCUAGAUCUUCCUUGCUAUGCGUUUGGUGCAGCUUCAUCUCCCCCAUUUCAAUCAUGUUUCUUCAGCCUUCACAAACCAGGGACUACAGAAUGCCAGUUCCUAGGAGGGUAGAGUCCUUUCAGUGGAGACACUAGUGCAAAAAUCAUGGACUUCAGAAGGAAAAUACAGCAGAGAUUGACUGCAAUCCUACUUCACUGGUUUCAAUCCCACAUCCGUGUGCGCUGGUUUGAACUCGAACUGGAGAGUUGAUUGGGAACAGGGCAGGCUAGACCCUCGAAUAGAGCAGUGACUUCCUUGUUCCGCCUUCCUUUCUGAUCUCAGGGUUUUCAUUCGCUUUUCCAAGCUCUCCAAACAAGCUGACUAAUUCCCAGCAACCCUCCCUGGCCUCUCAAGUCUGGUCUAGUGUUAGUGGGAAUGUUUGAACACACCGCGAUUCGCAUGGGACAGUGUUGGACCUGGUCUCUGAAUCUCUGUCGCGUCCCCAUGGGAUCAGGGCUGUUUGUAUGGAGUGAGUCCUGUCAGAUUUCCUGAACUCUAGAAACAAGUCUGACGGGCAGACUCCUCAAGAGAUUGAAACUCCAGGUUUCUCAAUACUCCCAGAUAACCUGCAGCUCUUUGGGAGACCCAAGUGUCUUGUAGUGCUUUGAUGACCCCAUCCCAACGUUUACAGCCAGUAGGUUGGAACCCUCAAUCUAAAUCUUUUCCCCCUUAAUGCUAGAGCAUUUCUCCCCCAGGGCAGGGCAGGCCAGGCCUCUUGGCAUGAUGGGAGGUGCUAUGCUGCUCAGCUCUGUCCCACGGGCCCUGCUGGCCUCUGUUGCGUGUUGACUCAGGGAGCCAGAGAGCCAGGUAGAGGGGAUGCCGCUCCUCCUUCGGGGGGUUGCUGUUGCGGGCUGAGCUUGCCAAUGGUACAGUCCAGUCAGAUCCAGAAAGGACUGGGGAGUGUUGAUUUGCUAGCAGGUAGGCAUAUUAUAGCUCACUUACAAAACCCAGAUGCCGGUUCCAGAGCUCUGUCCCUGAGAACACCGUGGCAAAACUUGAGUAUGUCGUUGCUUUUCUUCUUAGAAGUGGAGGGCUCAGGCCAGAACCUUGUGAGUAUACUUGUGCUAAUUAUUUGGUGUAACAUGAACUCAAAACCCUCUAUUUUUAGGUUCCUUUCGAUUCUAAUGGAGUCUCUGGAAGAUCUUCAGGUGUGCUUAUUUUGAGGUUGGGUGGAGAAAGUAUAUCAUGAUUCCCUUGUUGCUUUCUCGAAGUCUUCCCCCCCUCUUUUUCUCUCUCAUUCCAGAGUUCUUUUCCAUUAGAGAAACAUUUUUAUCGGCCCUUCUUUCUUCUUCCCUGGUAAUUAUUUGCUGGUUUCCUAUGUUUGGGACAUACUACAGUAGAAGUUGAAGGGGAAAACACGCCGUUCUCCACUGAAAUUAACGCUCCAUGCCUCCCAUCCUGAUAAACAAGGUUUACAUUUACAAAAAAGUUUCAGAUGCAAUUUUCAACUAUUCCGAAACCAGCAGGAUAUACCUGACUUUUAAUAGUUUUCUUAGCUAAAAUUAGAGAUGUUUUCUUCAGUUUAACUUAUAAGAUGAUGCAUUUUGUGUUGACUUCCCCUUUAGUGGUUUAUUUUGUCUUUUUCUGCCCAUAUGUCUACUAAUAAAAUGUGAAAUAAAAUAUACCUGUAUUGCUACUUCCCCAUG
Molecule: messenger RNA, 3838 nt
Organism: Sorex fumeus (smoky shrew)
Lineage: Eukaryota; Metazoa; Chordata; Mammalia; Eulipotyphla; Soricidae
Gene: UBE2R2
Product: ubiquitin conjugating enzyme E2 R2
Exons: 5
Coding region: 136-852 (238 amino acids)
Biological process (GO): ubiquitin-dependent protein catabolic process; protein polyubiquitination
Molecular function (GO): ubiquitin conjugating enzyme activity
Source: RefSeq, a predicted model, not a curated record